Octodon degus (degu) is the source of this 4841-nucleotide messenger RNA. It is a transcript of the gene Auts2, whose product is annotated as AUTS2, activator of transcription and developmental regulator. The transcript is spliced from 15 exons. The record is from RefSeq and is a predicted model, not a curated record. Lineage: Eukaryota; Metazoa; Chordata; Mammalia; Rodentia; Octodontidae. The coding region runs from base 766 to 3213 and encodes 815 amino acids.
GGUGGUUUUGUUUUGCGUUCCCUUCUCCUGGGCUUUGGCUUUGGAAUUGUCUGGCUACCUGGAUACGCCUUGCCUUUGUGGGCAUCAGAUGCCAGCUCUGAAAAGCUCUUCAACACUGUUAUUGUAAACAAAGAUCCAGAGUUAGGUGUUGGCACGCUGCCUGAACAUGACAACCAGGAUGCAGGGCCGAUUGUCCCCAAGAUAUCUGGCCUAGAGAGGAGCCAGGAGAAGAGCCAGGACUGUUGCAAAGAGCCGACCUUUGAGCCUGUGGUGCUUAAGGACCCGUGUCCUCAGGGCCCCCAGCCACUACCCCAGCAGCCCGUGGAGCCCCAGCUCCGAGCUCCUUCUCCAAAUCCUGACGUGGUGCAGCGUGUGGAGGCCCCCACCCAACCACCCCCUCCGAGUACUCAGCUGCCACAAGGCGCCCCAGAGGCCCAGCUGCAGCCCGCCCCGCAGCCUCAGGUGCAGCGGCCACCCCGGCCACAGUCCCCCACACAGCUGCUUCACCAGAGCCUCCCGGCGGUGCAGGCGCCCCCCUCAACCCAGGGCCUCUCCCAGCCACUGUCCGCCUACAACAGCAGCAGCUUGAGCCUCAACAGUCUCAGCAGUAGCAGAAGCAGCACUCCAGCGAAGACCCAGCCCGCCCCUCCUCACAUCUCCCACCACCCCUCCGCUUCCCCGUUUCCCCUCUCCCUGCCCAAUCACAGCCCCCUGCACAGCUUCACACCCACCCUCCAGCCCCCUGCACACUCACAUCACCCCAAUAUGUUUGCCCCUCCCACUGCUUUGCCUCCUCCACCACCACUGACAUCAGGGAGUCUGCAGGUCCCCGGACACCCUGCCGGGAGCACUUACUCAGAGCAAGACAUCUUGCGCCAGGAACUGAACACCCGAUUUUUGGCCUCUCAGAGUGCUGACCGCGGGGCAUCCCUGGGCCCUCCACCCUACCUGCGGACAGAGUUCCACCAGCACCAGCACCAGCACCAGCACACACACCAGCACACGCACCAGCACACCUUCACGCCCUUCCCCCACGCCAUCCCACCCACCGCCAUCAUGCCGACGCCAGCACCUCCCAUGGUGCGUACCCCAGGCAGAAAUUUUGACAAAUACCCUACAAAAGUUGACCCCUUCUACCGGCACAGUCUCUUCCAUUCCUACCCUCCUGCAGUAUCGGGCAUCCCCCCCAUGAUCCCACCCACUGGCCCUUUUGGUUCACUACAAGGAGCAUUUCAGCCCAAGACAUCCAACCCUAUCGAUGUCGCCGCUCGGCCUGGGACAGUCCCACACACUUUACUCCAAAAGGACCCGAGGUUGACAGAUCCUUUCAGACCUAUGUUAAGGAAACCAGGGAAGUGGUGUGCAAUGCAUGUUCACAUCGCCUGGCAGAUUUACCACCACCAACAGAAAGUCAAGAAACAGAUGCAGUCAGACCCACAUAAGUUGGACUUUGGACUGAAACCUGAGUUCCUGAGCCGCCCUCCAGGCCCCAGCCUCUUCGGAGCCAUCCACCACCCCCAUGACCUGGCCCGGCCUUCAACUUUGUUCUCUGCUACUGGUGCUGCACACCCAACCGGGACCCCCUUUGGGCCACCUCCUCAUCACAGCAACUUUCUCAACCCUGCUGCUCACCUAGAGCCUUUUAAUCGGCCGUCUACGUUCACAGGCCUUGCGGCAGUCGGUGGCAAUGCCUUUGGGGGACUUGGAAACCCUUCAGUUACACCCAACUCAAUGUUCGGCCACAAGGAUGGCCCCAGUGUGCAGAGCUUUAGCAACCCUCACGAACCCUGGAACCGGCUGCACCGAACGCCUCCGUCGUUCCCGACCCCUCCGCCCUGGCUGAAGCCAGGGGAGCUGGAGCGCAGCGCGUCCGCUGCAGCUCAUGACAGAGAUAGAGAUGUAGAUAAACGAGACUCAUCUGUUAGUAAAGAUGACAAAGAAAGGGACAGCGUUGAGAAGAGACACUCCAGCCAUCCUUCACCAGCACCUAUCCUCCCGGUGGGCGCCCUGGGACAUAACCGCAGCUCCGCGGAACAGAUGAGGGGUCAUUUGAACACUGAGGCUCGCGAGAAAGACAAACCCAAAGAGAGGGAGCGAGAGCACUCGGAAUCACGCAAGGACCUCGCUGCCGAGGAGCACAAGGCGAAGGAGGGCCACGCGCCCGAGAAGGACGCGCACGGCCAUGAGGCACGUGCCGCGGGCGAGGAGGCCAAGCAGGGGCCCCGCGCGCCCUCGCCUUUCCCGCGCGCCCCCGCGGCGGAUGGCGCCCGGCCAGGUAGCACCUCGAGCCGUGAGACCGAGCCACGCAAAGGUGAGGCAGCCUAUGAGCACCCCAGGAAGAGCUCGGAAGUCAAGGUGAAGGAGGAGCGCAAGGAAGACCACGACCUGGCCCCAGAGGCCGCCGCUGCGGCCGCCUCCGCCGCACAAGCGCACCGGCCCUCAGAGCCGCCACCGCCCAGCUCCUCGGCGGGUGUGCACGCGGGGCCGCUGGCAUCCAUGCCCAUGACGGUGGGGGUGACGGGCAUCCACCCCAUGAACAGCAUCAGCAGCCUGGACAGGACUCGCAUGAUGACACCCUUCAUGGGCCUCAGCCCCAUCCCGGGGGGCGAGCGCUUCCCAUACCCCUCUUUCCACUGGGACCCCAUCCGGGAUCCCCUGAGGGACCCCUACCGGGAGCUGGACGUGCACCGACGGGAUCCGCUGGGCAGGGACUUUCUGCUGCGCAGCGACCCCCUGCACAGGCUGUCCGCCCCGCGGCUCUACGAGGCCGACCGCUCCUUCCGGGAUCGGGAGCCGCACGACUACAGCCACCACCACCACCACCCCCACCCCCCGCUGCCCGUGGACCCAAGGCGUGAGCAUGAGCGGGGCGCGCACCUGGACGAGCGCGAGCGCCUGCACCUGCUCCGUGAGGACUACGAGCACCCGCGGCUGCACGCCGUGCACCCUGCCGCCCUCGAUGGACAUCUGCCACACCCCGGCCUGCUGGCGCCGGGGCUCCCAAGCAUGCACUACCCCCGCAUCAGCCCCACCGCGGGCCACCAGAAUGGGCUGCUGAACAAGACCCCGCCCACAGCGGCUCUGAGCGCGCCCCCACCGCUCAUCUCUACACUGGGGGGCCGCCCAGGGUCCCCACGCAGGACUACCCCGCUAUCCGCGGAGAUCCGGGAGAGGCCCCCGUCGCACACGCUCAAGGACAUCGAAGCCCGAUGAGGGUACAGGAAGGCCUGGACGACGUGGGGCGGGUGAGGGAGAUAGCAGAGCUGCGGAGAGAACCGCCUCCCUCCAGGACUGUGGGUGACAGCAGCACUCCCGCCCCUGUACAGUGUACAGACUCCGCGCAGAUUUUGAAAUGUUUUUGUAUAUUAUAUGUUGAAAUUUUUCAGAUCAACUCCUAUGCCCUCAUGUCUCCUCCCUUUUUUUGUUCCUUCUAUGACUUUUUGAUUUGAACCAAAACAGUGAAGAGGACAACACACACCAGUCGGAUGCUAGUGGGGGUGGGGGAGCCCGCACGAUCGGCACGCAGAGCUCUUUGAGAGGGGAAGGGAAGGCCGUGUGUACAUAGUGUGUAAAAAAGAUUGCUUCAUGAGCUGAUGGUUCAUAUAUGCAAAAGGGUAAGAUGAAAGCUUUACUUUGUACAAAUGUAAAUAGAUAAAGAUUAAGUAACAUAAUACGUUAAUACUUCUUAAAAUGUGCUAUUUGCAAACCUGGUAUCAGUGAGCACAGUCCGCUAAGGCCGUGUUCCCGUAUAUUGUUAGAGACAGCUAAACCCUUCAACUAUGCAAUGAAUGUUAGGGCUUUUCACAAAAGCCCGCCUAACUCAAAGGAGCCUUUUCAAAUCCAUUUACAACAUACUUAAGGUCAUAUUUUCCCUAAACAAGCGCUUACGUGAUACGACUCUGUUUUCCUUGCUUGUUUUUUUUCAAAUGGCGAAACACCUUAUUUCGCACAUCGGACCAGGCUGGAACUUAGCCUCCGAAGUUGCUGCUUGUGGGCUGAGGGGGCAGGGGGAGGGCGCACCCCGGUUAGGUAACUGAGGACAGGAGCAACCAGUGCUGGGGAGGCUGGGGUUUGUCAGGUGCCAGCCUCAGGGCGGGUGGAGGUGUCCGUCAGAGGCAGGCUGCCAGCACCUUUGCUCCGUGGGUCCUAUGUUUCGCACACACCUCACGUGAGAACCAUUCCUUUUCAGUGUCCUAUUUCCUCUCCGUGCACACUUCCUCGUUGCGUAUCGCAAUUAAUGACACCCAAACAGAUCCUGAAAGAAAGCUUCACGUUUUCUCCGAUGAUGGAUAUGUUUUCACUGUAAUCGCUAACUGACGAAUUGGAGGUGCACGUUUCCCAGUGUGACUCGUGGUCCAGUUAGUCUUAUUAAACUGUAUUUCUGGGAAUAGCUGAAACAGGUCGGCCUAGUGCAGCCUGCGAGAAUUACAGAGGGUGAAAGGUGGCAGAGAAAAGUCUUGUAUGUGCGUGUGUUUUUGAGUUGGCAUCAAUCUUAUUGUCUCUUCAUAAUACUUUUAUAAUACAUUAAGCCUCUUGUCUACAUAUUUGGAGAGAAUAUGACUUUACUAGCAGAGAAAUACAAUAUAUCUUGUCUACUGGACUGUAAAAUACAUGUAUGAAAUAAAAUUAGUUCCAUUUGGUCUUCUAGUAUAUUAAAGUGCUAUCUGACGUUGUUAUCCUGUUUUUGCAAAAAAAAAAAAAAAAAGUUAACUACAGACCAUUGUUUCUAAUAAGCAGAGAGAUCUAUUUUAGUAGUAAACUGAAGGUUUAGUUGUGAGCUUCAGAUUUUGUGAACACCAGAUGUUGUGCAGUGUUUUUUUGUUUGUUUUUUUUUUUUUUUU